This is a messenger RNA of Lycium ferocissimum, 1446 nucleotides long. RefSeq lists its product as uncharacterized. The transcript has a single exon. Bases 550 to 1233 code for a protein of 227 amino acids. Lineage: Eukaryota; Viridiplantae; Streptophyta; Magnoliopsida; Solanales; Solanaceae. The record is from RefSeq and is a predicted model, not a curated record.
UUUAGAUACUCAUUAGUUAUAUGUACUAAUCACAUCAAACAUCCAUCCAACUCAUUGUUCAAUCCUUUCUUUGUAGUGAUCAUUAUUGAAAUUCCAUUCCCUAAUUCCACCAUUUAAUUAUUCUUAGGCAUGCAGUUAUAGCUUUAAAUGAGCCUGAACCCAACUUCGGCCUAAGCUUAAAUAUUCUCCUUCUUAUAGGUGGACAGACCAUCAAUUCUGAACCCUCGAAACCUCUUGAUCAUUGAUUCCAUCCAUCAACCAGCAAUUAGCUUUUCGUUUUGCUCCUCUUUAUACCUCAUCCUUGCAAAUUUCUGUGCCGGCAGUAGGGUCAGAAUAAUCAACAUAAUGGAAAUAGAAAAAUAUAUCUGGAGGAACAACUAAAGCAAGGAAGUGUCCCAUGUAUUUCAUACCCUUUUGCUUUUUGUCUUAAGCUAACAACGAGCAAAUCAGCCCUGUCUGUCCCCUAAUAUUAAACUACUUGGAAGUUUUAACUUCAAAGAAGCCAAACAUAUUGCUGUAUUCUUGCUGCGCAGAUAAGAGAAAAAUCAGAUGGACGAGUUGUACUACAAGAUAGAGCCACAAAUGCUGCUUAAGAAAACCAUCCAGAAGACUAAGAAUUUCCUCCACAAAACUCCCCAUAAUCUCAAGUCGUUUCUCUUUAGAGGUCACGACAAGCUACCUAAAGUUGCUCGUCACCUCAAUCCUUUCUCAGGCAGCAGACGAAUAUUUGGCAGCAAAAGAAUCUCAAAGUCUACUGUUCAGCAGAUAGAUGAAUUGUACAGGGACUACUAUGAACAAUGGCAACAGCCUGAUCACAAUGAGAUUUCAGAGAGAAAGAUCGCUGGCAAAAAAUUUAGGAAAUAUCAAGGGAUGGCUGACGGAGAUACGGAAAGCCAGAGGAAAAUUUCAGUGCGGUUCAGUGUGAAGGACAUGGAAAGAGAAAGGAGAAAGGAAGAGGAGAAGAAAGGGCGAGAGGUCUUAACACGAAGCACGAGUAAAGGGGGUCUAACUUUACUGCAGAAGAUGGAGGAAUUGGAAAUGAUGGAAGGAGAAGAUAUCGAUCAUGUGCUGGAUGUGCAAGAAGUGCUCCAAUGCUACUCUCUGCUAAGCAGUCCAGUUUAUGUUGACAUUGUUGACAGAUUUUUCAUGGACAUGUACACCGAGUUCUCGAUUCGAAAACCAUCAGGCAGUGUCAACAGUUCAAUGCGAAGACUUGGUCCUCUCAAGCUGUAGAAACAAACAAGCAUCCUUUGCGUGUGCCUCUGAGAUUGUGAGUGGUGGUGCAAUUUCUCAUCUUCUACUUCUCUUCCUGUUUGGAAUUUGUCAUUCGCUUAAUAUCAAUUAAAAGAUCCAGGAAUGUGUGUAUUUCUCUAUUUAUUUGUGUAAUAUGAUAUUCAGAGUAUUAUUCUGCUCAAUUGAUAUUUUGACUGGUGUGUGCUUUCUUUA